Sander lucioperca (pikeperch) is the source of this 7278-nucleotide messenger RNA. RefSeq names its product sperm antigen with calponin homology and coiled-coil domains 1-like a (gene specc1la). Gene Ontology annotation, biological process: actin cytoskeleton organization. The transcript is spliced from 17 exons. NCBI's taxonomy places the organism in Eukaryota, Metazoa, Chordata, Actinopteri, Perciformes, Percidae. Gene Ontology annotation, molecular function: protein binding. The record is from RefSeq and is a predicted model, not a curated record. Gene Ontology annotation, cellular component: filamentous actin; microtubule organizing center. Bases 326 to 3700 code for a protein of 1124 amino acids.
CCAGUGCCAGUAGUUUGGAAACAGUAAUAAACGGCCAACUAGAUAUUUAGACAUCCUGGAGGCAGUAACGUGUACCCCUGUACAGAGGGUGAUGCUGAGAUGAUGCAACUAGAGGAGGGGGCAGCAGAAGAUCAUCCGGCAGCUGCCAACAGAAAGAAGCUGACAUCCGAAACCGAUGCUGCCUCCCGUCUGGAGUUGUGAAUUAGCUAGUGAACUGUUUGCGACCGCAAAUGAACACCUAUCGGACAUUUAUCAACGUGUCAAACAGAAAAAUUAGGAGAACCUCAGAUUGAGCUGUAAAUGUAUCGGCAUCACAGAGCUCAGUAUGAAGAAGUCGGUCCGGCCAGCGGCAAGUAAGGUGAGCGGAGAUCGAGGGAAGGCAGAGGCCACGGCUACCGCUGGCACCGGAAAGCCUGCAGCUAAGACCAGCACCGCUGCACCUCUGUCUAAGGUGAAAAGCAAUGAUGAUCUUUUAGCAGCUAUGGCCGGAGGGAAUCCUGCAUCAAGUAAUGCCGUCAGCAGGACCAAGAAGACUGCCUCCACUGGGACUAAUGCUUGCAACCUAGACAGCAAGCCAAAGACAACUUCAGGUACUUCAUCCAAGCGUACAACCUCUUCCAUUUCCAAGGAGCCUAAUUCGUCACGAGACCGUCUCCGGACAUCCAGGACCUUAGCCAAUAAGAAGCAGUUGGUAUCAGGGACCACAGCGGGGGAUGUAGCCUCAGGGAAGCGCUCUCGCAGCCAGAUCCUGGCGGAGUCUGACGGCCGCAUGAGCAAGUCUAAAUCAGACGGCCAGAUCAGCGAUAAGGUGGCCCUGGAGACCAAAGUGAAAGACCUGUUGGGUUUGGCUAAAAGCAAAGAUGUGGAGAUCCUCCACCUUCGCAGUGAGCUGCGGGACAUGAGGGCCCAGCUUGGCUUGGGAGGGAAGGAAGCAGUGCAGCAGGAAGAAGCUGCGGAGGUGGAGGAAGAAGAGGAGGAGGAGGAGGAGGAGAAGCCCCAGGUUUCAGCCAUCACAGCGGCUGACGUGGAGUCCACGCUGAUUCUCUUACAAGAGCAGAACCACACCAUCAGGGAGGAGCUCAACCUGCUCAAGAGUGAGAACCGAAUGCUGAAAGACCGGCUCAACGCGCUGGGCUUCUCUCUGGAGCAGAGGCUUGAUGCCUCUGACAAGCCGUUCACCUACACCUCCCUGAGCCCGGACCUGACAGCAGGUAGCGGGCAGAGUGAUGGCGGGGGAACAGGUACGCUGACGUCCUCGGUGGAAGGCUCUGCCCCGGGCUCCUUGGAGGAUCUGCUCACAGGACACCAGCACGGAGGCUCAGCAGACAACCUGGACAGUGAAUCCAGUGAGGUCUACCAGGCCGUCACCUCCAGUGACGAUGCUCUGGACGCCCCUUCUGGAGCUUCCUCGUCAUCUGAAUCGGAGUGCGCCCCCAGCAGGGAGCGCUCGCGGCGGGGCAGCAGCGGCAACGCCAGCGAGGUGUCAGUGGCCUGUCUGACGGAGCGCAUCCACCAGAUGGAGGAGAACCAGCACAGCACCGCCGAGGAGCUCCAGGCCACGCUACAGGAGCUGGCCGACCUGCAGCAAAUCACCCAGGAGCUGAACGGAGAGAACGAGCGGCUGGGCGAAGAGAAGGUUAUCCUCAUGGACUCCCUGUGCCAGCAGAGCGACAAGCUGGAGCUGUACGGGCGACAGAUUGAGUAUCUGCGCUCUCUGCUGGACGAUCAUCACAUAUCGUACGGACUAGAGGAGGACAUCAAGAGUGGCCGCUACUUGGAGCUGGAGCAGCGCUACGGAGAACUGGCAGACAACGCCCGCUUUGAGAGAGAACAGCUGCUGGGGGUUCAACAACACCUUUCCAACACACUGAAAAUGGCCGAGCAGGACAACGCCGAGGCCCAAGAGAUGAUCAGAGCGCUAAAAGAGAGGAACCACCAGAUGGAGCGCAUCAUGGAGUCCGAAAGACAGGGUCAGGCUGCCAUGGGGGCCACACUCGAGGAGUACAAGGCAGCGGUGAGCAGUGACCAGGCGGAGCUGAGCCGCUGCAGAGCCCAGCUGGAUCAGGAGAGGCACAGGGUUGCCGAGCUGUACUCUCUUCACACCGCAGGGGACAAAAACGACAUCUGCCAACUGCUGGAAGGAGUGCAUAAGGGGAAAGAAGAGGCGGAGGCCAAGGCGGCCAAGUUGCAGAAGGAGCUGGAACAAGCCCACAGUGAGCUCACUCGGCUGCAGGACUCUUUCAGUAAGCUGGACAGGGAGUACAGAGACUUCCAGGAGCAGGUGCGGCAGCAGAUGGCUGAGCAGGAGCGCGUGCAGGAGAAGCAGCGUGCGGAGCUGCAGGAGAAAGACACCGAGAUCGCAGACAUGAAGGAAACCAUCUUCGAGCUGGAGGAUGAGGUGGAGCAGCACCGAGCUCUCAAACUCCACGACAACCUCAUCAUCACAGACCUGGAGAACUCUCUGAAGAAGCUGCAGGACCAGAAGCACGACAUGGAGAGAGAGAUUAAGAUUCUUCACCGCAGGCUGAGGGAGGAGUCAAUGGAGUGGCGUCAGUUCCAGGCCGAUCUGCAGACAGCUGUUGUCAUUGCUAAUGACAUCAAGUCCGAAGCACAGGAGGAGAUCGGGGACCUGCGGCGCCGGCUGCAGGAAACCCAGGAGAAGAACGAGAAGCUGUGCAAGGAGCUGGACGAGGUUAAGAGCCGCAAGCAGGAUGAGGAGAGAGGCAGAGUGUAUAACUACAUGAAUGCAGUGGAGAGGGACCUAGCUGCUCUCAGGCAGGGGAUGGGUCUCAGUCGGCGAUCCUCCACCUCCUCAGAGCCCUCGCCCACCGUCAAAACACUCAUCAAAAGCUUCGACAGUGCGUCACAAGGUCCACCUUCCAAUGGCAGUGCCUCUGUGACUCCAACAGCCUCGGCUGCUCCGCUGCCACGCACCCCCCUCAGCCCCAGUCCCAUGAAGACGCCGCCAGCAGCUGCCGUUUCACCCAUACAGAGACACUCCAUAUCUGGCUCGAUGUCAGCAGCUAAGCCGCUUUCCUCCCUGAGUGAUAAGAGGCCCAGCUACACAGACAUCACCAUGCCAGCUGAGCACCUUCUCAGGGGAACCUCGGCUAGCCGGCCUGCGGCUGUCCUCCAGAGGGUCUCCAACAUGGACUCCACCAAGGCAAUCUCAGUGUCCCGCCGGAGCAGUGAGGAGAUAAAGAGGGACAUGUCUGCCCCAGAUGCCUCCUCAACCUCCCUGAUGGCUAUGAGUGCUGCCUCCUCCCCGCUCUCCCUGUCUUCCUCCUCCCCAACCGCCUCCGUCACCCCCACAACACGCAGCCGUCUAAGAGAAGAGAGAAAGGACCCGCUGUCAGCACUGGCUAGAGAGUAUGGAGGCUCCAAGAGAAAUGCUUUGCUAAAGUGGUGCCAGAAGAAGACUGAGGGUUAUCAGAACAUUGAUAUCACAAACUUCAGCAGCAGCUGGAAUGAUGGCCUGGCCUUCUGCGCCGUGCUUCACACCUACCUGCCUGCACACAUCCCCUACCAGGAGCUCACCAGCCAGGAGAAGAGAAGAAACUUCACCUUAGCUUUCCAGGCUGCAGAGAGCGUGGGCAUCAAAUGCACUUUGGAUAUAAAUGAGAUGGUGCACACAGAGAGGCCAGACUGGCAAAGUGUCAUGACUUAUGUCACAGCCAUAUACAAGUACUUUGAGACCUGACUCCAUCUUCUCAGCCACUCUGCUCCUGCAGCGCAAUCAGAUCCACGCCAGCCCUCCUGAGCACCGAGCAACCUCUCAACCCCACGGGCUGCUGUUAUACCUCAUUGACCCCCUUCACCACAGCAACACCAAGUCAUGCUGCAUUUCGGCCCUCAGUAUUUAACAACGCUAAAGGCAGACCAGAACCUCAGUGGACUCACACACUGCUACUCCAUCCUUCCACUGCAGCGUAGAAGUUGCUUUGGGUAGAGUUGUAGUCUAAGGGCUCGCCUGUACUGUUACACUAGUAAGCCAUGAAAAGCAACUGUGGCCAAAGCCUGGUGAACCAAGUACGAACUGACCAGCGGUGGACUCCCGAAGAUCAUCUUUGCCUUCAGUUCACAUCUGAAGGAGCAGCAUGGAAAAGAAACUCGGUGUCUCAGUGCCUUCUACCUGGCUUUACUUGGCAGAUAAUGUUCCUUCACCGCUAACCCAGUUUCCAGGGUGUUAAAGGGGGAAUUUCCUGCAAAUCUGACUUUCACCGUGCUACUUUACAAGAGGAGUCAUUUUCAUAAACAGUCCCAAUGUUUUUUUUCUUUUGUUGGUUGUGAAUAUUGUGUGGACGCUUCUACAGAAUAACAACGCAAAAGUCAGCGUUGUUGGAAUUCCCCCACAACCCUAAUAAUUCCCUUUGAAAAGAAAUUCAGACGGACACAGCCUUUUUUGACAAAGUCUUCCAGACAGUUACAGUUUGAUACCGAUUCUUCUCUUUCAAUGGAUAAAGUGCCUCUGUGAAUUUUGAAACAGGAGACCAGGAUAUGAGGUCCCUCUACGGAGGCAGUGUCUUUUCACUGCAGUUUGUGAAGCUGAAGAUUUAGAGGAGUUGUUGCCAAAUAUGUUUCAGAGCCUUCUGAUUGUCGAUUUCUGACUUGUUGGUCUUCAGGACAGAGUGAUGCUGCAGACAGCUACUACAACAGCAUUGGAUCAUCAUGCCUGACUGAAAUAUGCUACGUUCUACAACACUACUACACAUUUUGUUAAGCAGCACUAACACACUCUUAUGAUGGUUUUUCACUAAAAGAUUCCUGAAGGUUGACUAAUGUUCAGUUGAUGUGUAUGGAGUUGAACGCUAACGUGAGUGUUUGCAUUUUGUAGGCCUGCAUUUGCCAUCUUGCACUUAGACUUCUUUCAUUAGGCACAUACAGCACACGGCAUAAUUUCAUCAUAACCAAAAUAUGAGUAGUAUUUAGUCUUUAGAUAUGUUUUGAUUGACAUUUAAGUUUUGUUUAGAUCAGAGAGCCUCAAACGUUAUCAGCCUGAUGGUCUAAUUAGACAUUAGAAAAGUAGUCUCUCACCAUGGCCUUCAUGUUGGCGAAAUGUGCUCUAGUUUUGGAAACUAGCAGAAUUAGAUUCAUAGGUAAAGACGCACUUUUUCUGGUCAAUUCAUCGUCUCAUUAAAGGAAUAGUUUGACAUUUUGGGAAACUUCACUGUUUUGCAGAAAGUUAGAAAAGAAUUUUAAGAAAUGAGAUUGGUAUCUCAACACUCGGCAAGAAAGCAAACAAUUGUGUUUCCCAAAAUGUCAAACUAUUCCUUUAACAACAGCAAACGUUGCAAAACCAUGAUAUUUAGCACAAAAUACGCGCAAGUGAUCGGACAAUUCAUUGUGCCACUGACUUAUUGUUUGUGUUAAUACUAAUGCUGUGUUAGACAGGUAGUUUUUGAAAUUCCUAGUACGACUAACCGUCACUAUAGAGAUACGUUGUGGCACACAGUCAUUUAAUUUGUGUGAUUUUAGUCAGCAGCAUUAAUUAAACCUUUAAGUCUCUCUAUUUAGUAUUUAUAAGCAGUAUACAAGCCUUUAAUAAAUGGUUUAUAACACACUGUAAUGUAGUUGUAAGCAGCUUUAAGGACAUGUUUAAAAGUGUAUUAAUGUGUAGUGUUUGUCAGCAAUUAUAAAUAAAAAUAAGACUUAUUUUAUAUUAUUACAACACUGUCACUAUAUUGCCAUUCAUUAUCUGUUAAAACAGCAGCCUCCACUUAUGGGUGUCCACAGGAGUUAAAGUUGUGGACAAAUACAUCUGCUUACUACAUUAUAGUGAAUUAUAAACCAUUUAUUAAAUGUGUACAUGCUGCCUUAAAAUGCUAAAUAGGGUGAUUUAAAGUAAAGAGUUAGCAUGUAAUGCUGUCUGACUGCUGUGUGUUUAUCAUGCCUCAACAUACCAAGUUCAUUCUAUUUAUUCGCAUGGUUUCCAAUCAUUCAUUGUAGUGAGUAUUUGUGUGUCUAAAGUGUAUAGGAAUCUACUACACAUACAGUAAGUAGCUGCACUGAGAUAAGCUUUUUGUAUUCCGCACUAACUUCCUGCCUUAACAGAUGAGCUGCGGCUUCUGCAUGCGAAACCGCGGUUAUCUUUGCCCACCAGGCACACGUCGUCGCAGGGUGGAAACAUUUUCUAAAACAAGAUCCUUCUUGUUUGUGCCUCUUGAGGAACACUGCUAGUGAGUGAUGGCCAUAAACCGUGUCUGGUAAAGGUGGCUGCACACGGUUUUGAUUUGGAACAGAUGAAGCUGCCAGCUGGCAUCAAUAGCAACAUCAGAAACGACAUUUCUGUCUCGAUUUAGAAGCACAUCCUGCCGUGCCAUUUGCCAAGCCACAUCAUUACAAUGUGUCCAGCUGCAUUAGACAAGACAUUCAAUGAUUUAAUGUUAGCACAAGAGCCUGCAACAAUGACCGUUUCUUUUUUGUGUGCAAGAGAGAGUGUGUGUGAGUGAGUUAUUUAAUGACAUUUGAAAGCAUUGGCUCUCUGUUGAUAGGGUUUUGUGAUGCCAUGAUGCUGAGGAUUUUCAGCCAACAGUUUCAUUGUGUUCUGCCUGGUUCCACCGCUGGCCCGCGGGUUUUAUUGCUCCCGACAGGAACGUCUGAGAGCUACAGAAAGAUUUGAAGCCUCUCCAUCCUGGAAGUGGAAUGUGUUUUUGAUCACGCUUUAGUGAUCCUGGGACUUUACGAGGUCCAGCGUGUGCUGAUGUGGAGUGAUUGAUGAACACGAGGAGAGACCAAACGGCUGGCAAAAGCUAGGAAGCACAUUCCACCUCCUCAUGAUACAGCCGCGAGGGACACGUUACACUGUUUAGGGCUGGAGAUGAUGCCCUUUAAGUGUGUAGCUUUACCACAACCAGCAACGCUAAUGUGAACAGUGCAUCAUGUCUUUAUUGGGUCCACUUCAUCACAAUACAUUCAUUUUUUUCUUUGUGUUUACUUGAAAAUGCUCUGAGAAUUCCACUGAACCUACUUUAGUUUGUCUUUUUGUUUCCAUGUUGCCUUUUAUUUUUACACUCCAUGCCAAAUUUUGUUUUUGGUGCGAUUAAUUUUUUUCCUGAUCACACACAUGCAGUGCUGAAAUGGUCCCUUGGCAAAGUUAAAGCUGUGUGUGUGUGUGUGUGUGUGUGUGUGUGUGUGUGUGUGUGUGUGUGUGUGUGUGUGUGUGUGUGUGUGUGUGUGUGCGCGCGCGCGCGUGCGUGUGUGAGAAACUAAGCUACAGUAUUAAGUGCACACUACGAUGAUAAUCAGUUGUAAUUAAAAAAUAAAAGACAAUUGAAACAG